Molecule: messenger RNA, 3127 nt
Organism: Suillus subalutaceus
Lineage: Eukaryota; Fungi; Basidiomycota; Agaricomycetes; Boletales; Suillaceae
Exons: 23
Coding region: 106-3081 (991 amino acids)
Biological process (GO): proteasome-mediated ubiquitin-dependent protein catabolic process
Cellular component (GO): GID complex
Molecular function (GO): protein binding
Source: RefSeq, a predicted model, not a curated record
CUUUCCCGACAUGAUGGACAUCCGCUGUGGGAUAACUUUCUCGUUGCGGUCUCUUAAUCGACCUCAUGGCUGCGUGAAGUCUAUUCCCGUAUUCCAUUUCAGGACAUGCGGACCUUAAAGACUCGACGUUCCAAAGAUCCUUCCGGGUUCAUUAUGCCUCCUGAUCCUGAGCUUACCUUGGACUCGAAGCGCAAAGAAACGCUAAAUGAGUUUCUCGAAGUGCUAAGAGAAAUUGUCGCUCGCGACUCUGCGCCAGUAGAGGGAAAACCGCAAGAGAGCACAGGCAAGGAGAAACAAUAUCCGAUUAGCUCGGAAGAAAAGCGGAUUUUAGAAGGUAUAGAGACCUUCGAUAAUUUUGAGAAGCGCAUUGAAAGAUUGGACAAAGAGCUCCGUAAUUUUGAUAACGGCGCCCGUCAAUUAGGCAGCUCGGCCGCAUUGCUACUGGCUGCAUCUAGACUUCGUGAACGGCUCGUCCGACUAUUGUUCAUCUUCCGCGACAACACAGCCAAUCUAUUUCCUCGGAGGAUCGCACGCCAGUCCAGAGAAAUGCUUGUGAAUCCAAAUAUCAUGGAUCGACGUGGCAAGGCUCACCACGAAGCUCUCGCAUUUCAAGCGUUCAUAGCAGAGGAUGGACUUGCGACUGAAGCCAUCCCCCAAGAAUUUGAAGGGUUUGCGCGAGAUCUCCGCAUGCUAUUGCAUAGUUUGAACGAUUUCCCUGAGUUCAGGGAUGAUGCGGUGAAUAGUUCGAUCCACGCCUUCAUAGCAGAACUCGAAUAUCGGGCUUCCUGUCUGACAGAGUACAAAGGCCAUUUUCGGCUUGCUUCUGUGCAACAAUACGUCCACGGACUUACAGCGGAAAUUGGAAGUCAUAUAGACGUUGUAGCAUCGAACUUGGCGAUGUUCAUAGAUAUCGGUGUCCCAACCAUUCAGCUUUCACAACAGUAUGCGGCCUCUAAUCUUUCUAAUCUGGCAACAUUUGGUACCAUAUUUUCGAUUGUCACCGCAACACUUUUACAACUAUCAUAUCAUAACGCCGGCAGUGGGCUGGCAAUAACUGUAAAUGCAUUUUGGUUUUCAUCGCUAGUUUUCAGCGUUACGGCCAUAGCGACCAGUCUACUUGGUUUGGCGUGGACGCAGGCCAUACACCGCUCGCCAAAUCACAGAGUACCCUGGUGGCUAUUGACAUGGAUCAGGCGAUCCCCUCUCGUGUUACUCGUCAAUGCAGUUAUGUGCUUUUUUGUGGGACUCAUGUUAGUCACCUACAUUAUAAGUGAUAACAUGGUCACGCCCAUCCUGAUCACUAUAUUCGCAACCAUUACGUCCAUCGGACUGGCUUCCUCCUUGUGCUGGAUCGUGUCAGAACGAUUUGUAUUCAUAUACCAUCACGGUCACAUAUGGCUAGAGGACCUCAUGCUGGAAACAAUCAAACAUAUCACUGCGCCCAUACGGACGAUCACCCACCGUCUUUACUCAAGUUUCCGUGGACUUCCUAUGUACGUUCGGCGACCCCCUCCUGCCAAAUUAUUUGAGAGAACGACAGAUGAUGAAAAUGCCCAGAGCGCAGCCCUGACCUCAUGCUGCGUCUCUACAAUAUCUCCCUCGAGUCAGGAGGAUGUGGCAUCAGUUGUCUCGGAGGCAACGCCAGACGAACAAGAUGAGGCUAGACGAUCUCGUGCUCGAGAACGCUUCAAGAAGGCUGUUCGGACCGUUAUAUCGAUGCAGUCAUACCCGAGAACUUAUGGCUCGCAAUCUCUUGAUUGGUUGCUGCAUCCGAGCCCUGAUUCCAACAGCGCUUCGAUAGGAGGAAAAGUAAUUCGACGUUAUGGUCUUUCUACUCUCUCCCAAAAGUUGCGGAAUUUGGAAUGCACAGAAGACAUCUCGCCUCAUCAAGCACUCGUGAGAGACUUGCAAUUCUCUCCAGAUGGAAAGUACCUCGCGACGGCAAGUUGGGAUAAAACGGCAUGUAUCUUCAAGGUCGCCGAACCGUCCGCUGAUUACCAUGUUCUUUACCAUGAGAGAGGCUUUACGGAGCAAAUACUCUGGUCCUCGAGUGGUAGUCACUUGUUAACCAGGUCUCCCCGCGGCAUCAAAAUUUGGACAAAAGAUGGCAUUUGCUUGAAAACAAUCCGUCGGCCACAUAUCGUCAAGUUCUUGCAAUGGGUGCCUCUUGGAGAUAUGUCUAUCCUGUCUGUCGAGGGGAGUGAAAUCGCGAAACUAGAUAAAGAUGGAGAGGUCCUUGAAAUUUACAACUUCGGUCGUGUCCAACUUCGACGGAUCGUUGUUACAUCGGACGGUCAUCGUAUAAUAGGCAUUGGUCCUAUAGGGGAAGCGCCUAACGGACUCCAUCCGAGUCGUCCUGCGAGAGUGGAAAAGCGCAUUGUAGUGUAUAACACGCGUACAGGUCUCUGUGAAAGUCAAAUACCACUUUUCCAGGACGUAAACGAUGUUAAAUUGACGAGAGACAACACCCACCUCCUCUUUUCGUUCGGAGAUCAGUCCCCUCCUCAGCUCUGGAAGAUGGAUUUGGUCGGGGGCCGGGGUCGGGCUACCCGUAAUUGUGCGAGACUUACAUUCCGUCAUGAAUUUUCGUCUCCAGUCUCCAUCGAAUAUGUUGAAUCAACGUUUGGCGGCAAGAACGAUCAGUUCAUACUCUGCGCCGGGAAAGCUGGAGAUAUCCUGAUUUGGGAUCGAGAAUCUGCUAAUCUUCUUCAUCACAUCUACCCUAAGAACCCUGAUCAGGAUCUGACUUGUAUAUCGUCCAAUUGCCUCGCAGGUGAACCUUUCGCGUUUGCUGUAGGCGGGCACGAUGGCAGUAUUCGUAUAUGGUCAACACUCUUAUGUCUCACUCCUAUGACUCCGUCCAAUGAUCCACACGAUAUGUCACCCCCCGAAUCGCUAUCCAGCUACUCUCCUAGAGGAUGGCAUACAAACAAGAUCCCCGCGGAUAAUUUUCUGAAGGUCGUUACGCCAACUCGGCGGUUACGAUCUCCGAGUAUGACGUCAACGGCUUUCCUGUCAAGGUCGAGUUCGGGAUCUGCUUAUGGGACACAAAGAAGUAUAAGUCAGAAAUCGGAUACUUAAUUAUCAUUUAAAUGCAAAUGUUCACUAGACGACAAGCAUGUCAUGC